Messenger RNA from Cottoperca gobio, 1251 nucleotides. Its product is annotated as alpha-1-antitrypsin homolog. The coding region runs from base 7 to 1251 and encodes 414 amino acids. Gene Ontology annotation, molecular function: serine-type endopeptidase inhibitor activity. The transcript has 4 exons. NCBI's taxonomy places the organism in Eukaryota, Metazoa, Chordata, Actinopteri, Perciformes, Bovichtidae. The record is from RefSeq and is a predicted model, not a curated record.
GUCAAGAUGCGUGGGAUUUUUGCUAGUUGUGCACUCUCUGCACUGCUGCUGGCUGCAGCCUGGGCAGACCACCACCACCACCACCACCACCAACACGGCUCUGAUGUCUCUCACAGCCAUGAGGGACAAAUGAGCUGCCACAAGCUGUCCGCUCCCAAUGCUGACUUUGCCUUUACCCUGUACAAAAGCCUUAGUGCUAACUCUGCUGCCGGAAAGAACAUCUUCUUCUCGCCCCUGGGCAUCUCCACUGCCCUGUCCAUGCUGUCUACAGGUGCCGGUGGUGAAACCCACAGCCAACUGUUCUCCAGCUUGGGCUACGGCACCUUUAACCAGAAUCAGGUCAAUGAAGCGUACGAGCAUCUUUUCCACAUGAUGGGACACAGCCAGGAGCAACAGCGGCUGGAUGUUGGUAACGCCGUGGCCCUGCGCUCUGGCUUCAGUCCUCUGGAGAAGUUCCUGAAGGAUGUCAAGCAUUACUACUCUGCUGAGAUCUUCAACGUUGACUUUACCAAACCCGCUGAUGCUGCAGCUGAGAUCAAUAGAUUCAUUGCCAGCAAAACCCAGGACAAGAUCAACGAUAUGGUGAAGGACCUGGCCCCUGAGAUGGCCAUGGUGCUGAUUAACUUUGUCUACUUCAGAGGACAGUGGGAGAAACCCUUCGAUGGUAACCACACACAAAAGGCAGACUUCAAUGUGGACGAAAACACCAAGGUUCAGGUGGACAUGAUGGUGAGGACAGGUCGCUACGACUUCUAUCAGGACGUCGACAACCACACCACCGUCAUCAUGCUGCCCUACAAGAGCAACACCUCCAUGAUGAUCGUCCUCCCCGAUGAAGGCAAGAUGAAGGAGGUGGAGGGCUACAUCAACAAGGACUACAUCAAGCAUUGGCAUGACUCAUUCUUCAGGAGUUCUCUGGAUGUGUAUCUGCCAAAGUUCUCCAUCUCUGCUGAUGCUCCUCUGGACAGCGUCCUGAAAGAAAUGGGCAUAACCAACGCUUUUGCAGACAACGCUGAUUUCUCUGGCAUGUCUGACGAGGUCAAGCUCAAAGUCUCAAAGGUAUCCCACAAGGCCGUGCUGAGCGUGGAUGAAAGAGGAACAGAGGCAGUCUCCGCCACCACUACUGAGAUAAUGCCUAUGAGCAUGCCUGAAACCAUGAAACUCGACAGACCCUUCUUAGUCUUCAUCCUGGAGCACUCGACGAAGAGCAUCCUCUUCAUGGGCAAGAUCAGUGACCCCACAGCCAUUUAA